Messenger RNA from Emiliania huxleyi CCMP1516, 753 nucleotides. RefSeq lists its product as hypothetical. The transcript has 2 exons. The record is from RefSeq and is a predicted model, not a curated record. Lineage: Eukaryota; Haptophyta; Isochrysidales; Noelaerhabdaceae. Bases 1 to 753 code for a protein of 250 amino acids.
AUGGCCACCUUUGGCACCUCCACCACCUGCCAGAUCGGCGAGGACGGGCGCACCGCCACGGCGCGCACCUCCGGUACGGAGUGCGCCUUUGCCUACUCUUCUGAGCCGCUCGGCGGCGGCUUCCACCGCUGGACGCUCGCAGUCCAGCGCGCGCCUCCGGAGGAGGGAGGCGAGGCGCCGGCGGGCUGGGGCGUGUGCAUCGGCGUCGUUGCCGACGGAGCGCCGACCAAGCGCCUCCCAGCCGCCAGCCGCGCGCCUCUGGCUCCGACGGCGGCUGGUGGGGCGGGCGUCGUGAGCGGCGUGCACCUGGACGCUGCAGCUGCCGAGGGCGGGCGGCGGCGGCGCGGCAGCGCGGCGGGCGUGGAGGCGGGGAGCGGCGCGGCGCCGCGUGCCUGGGGCUGGAACCCGUCGUCGCGCGCCAUCUUUGCCGCCGCGGACCCGCGCCAGUGGGGCUUCCCUGUCGUCACUUUGCCGGCGCCGGCGGUGGUUGCGGGUGCGGCGGCGGGGGAGGAGGCGGGCGCGGGUGCGGCGGCGGUGGCGGUGACGGUCUGCGUCGACCUCGGCAAGGAGGGCGCCAAGGGCGCGCCGACGCGGUCGCUGUACGUUGGCGUCGAGGGGCAGCCGCUGCAGCGGGUCGUGCUGCCGCUGCCGCGAGAUGUGCGGCUGUGGGUGCAGCUGCUGCCUGGCUGCGGCGGAGUCGAGGUGCAGCGGUACGAGCGGUUCGGCUUAAUUAAUUCACUAAUUCAUUAUUAA